Messenger RNA from Glycine soja, 2300 nucleotides. RefSeq lists its product as uncharacterized. Gene Ontology annotation, molecular function: protein binding. The transcript has 8 exons. Lineage: Eukaryota; Viridiplantae; Streptophyta; Magnoliopsida; Fabales; Fabaceae. Bases 93 to 2192 code for a protein of 699 amino acids. The record is from RefSeq and is a predicted model, not a curated record.
CUUUAUUUAUUUGUCCUUUGUUUUCGGUUUAGCUCUUAGCUCGGAGCCGUUAACUGUGACAACGAACACUACUACUCCAUCCGCAGUCAAUUAUGGCCGCCAAGUGUACCACUAGGAACGGAAUCGUCACGGAGUUACUUACUCCAGGCAACUAUGAAGAUUGGAGCAUCAUGGCGAAGAACUACCUAACUAGCGAAGAUCUGUGGAUUAACGUUAUUGAAGAUGGUGGAAAUACUGAAACAAUGUCUCAGGAGGGAGAAUGGAAGAAGAAAAAUGCUAAGGCUUUGCAUAUUAUUCAGAUGUCUUGUGGAUCUGAAACUUUGUCUCAGAUUAAAGAAACUACCACAGCAAGAGGUGCCUGGAAUACCUUGGCAUCUUUGUACAAGUCUAGACUUGGAGCUAAAGCUGACAUAGAGCAAGGUCUUCCAUUACUACACAGAGGUGUACAAAGAGGUGAUUGGGACACUGCACGCACUUUUGUGAACAACAAUCGUAAGGCAAUGUAUGAAACUUCAAAACUGGGCAAGACGGUUGUUCAUGUUGCAGUUCUCACAGGACAAGAAGACAUGGUGGAAAAGUUAGUAAACAAAGUGCCCAAACGGCUUUUGUUGGAACGUGACACAAGAGGGUACACGGCACUGGCUCUUGCUGCAGAGUUGAGUGACACCAUCUCCGUGGCCAAAUGCAUGGUUGAUAGAAACAGAGACUUGUUAACAAUCAAGACUAAUGAGGGGCUGAUACCACUUGUUUUGGCUGCUGUUAAAGGCAACAAAAACAUGGCCAAAUAUCUCUAUCACAACACUCCUAAGCAAGUGUUCAAUGAGGACAAUGGCUACACCAGUGCUUUGCUUCUUACCAGAUGCAUCACUAGCGAGAUCUUUGACGUUGCAUUGAAUCUGCUCAAUCGUAAUCCAAGAAUACCUCUCACCAUGAAAUUUGAUGGUGUUAGUCCUUUAUUUGCAUUGGCUCAACAACCUUCUGCAUUCCCUAGCGUAAAUCCGCCUAAAUUAUGGCUACAGUGGGUGUAUAAAAUCAUACCCAUAACUCAUGAGGAGACUGGCGAUCUGAUGAAGGAAGACGGAGGAAGGAUCAUUAAACCAGGUCUAUUGUCUCGUCUACGGGAUCAUGUGAUUACCAUACUUCUUUGUCUUCCUGGGAUAAAGAAAACACAUAAGAAAAAAAUGACUCACCAUCGUGCAGUUGAGAUUCUUAAUAGCAUGGCUAAAGGAAUUAUGGGCUUUGAUGAAGCAAAGCUGAGAGAGGCCUCAGUUUACGAGUCCUUAUUAGAAGCGUCCAAAAGUGGAAUUGCAGAGUUCAUAAUCAAGUUGACUCAGGCUAAUCCUGAUCUUUAUUGGGUUUUUGAUGAAAAUCAAAGAGGCAUUUUUUCUUAUGCCAUUUUGUAUCGUAGAGAAAACAUUUUCAACCUCAUAAAUGGCUUGAAAGGACAAGGAAAGGUGAUUAUUUCUCGCACAGAUAUAUUUGGUAACAAUAUGUUGCAUUUGAUAGGGACUUCAGUGCCCACGGCCGAGCUUGAUCGCAAAUCUGGUCCAGCUUUGCAAAUGCAAAGAGAACUUCAAUGGUUUAAGGCGGUGAAAAGAAUUUUGCAUCCAAAGUUUCAACAAGCUAUAAAUGGAGAUGGCAUGAAGCCUAAAGAAUUAUUUACUAAGAAACAUGAAGAACUGUUGAAGGACGCAGAGAAAUGGGCAAAGGAGACGGCAACAUCCUUCACAAUAGUGGGGACUCUUAUAAUAACCAUUGUGUUUGCAGCAGCCUUCACUCUUCCUGGAGGAAAUGAUCAAAAUACUGGUAUUCCUAUGUUUUUGCACAAAAGAAUGUUCACAACUUAUAUGGUGGCUGAUGCUAUCUCACUCUUUUCUUCCUCCACUGCUGUGAUGACUUUUAUUGGAAUUCUCACAUCUCGUUAUGCUGAAAGAGAUUUCCUUAAAUCCUUGCCACUCAAGUUGAUGUUUGGCCUUUUCACACUCAUAUGUUCUAUCUUGGCCAUGAUGGUUGCAUUUUGCUCUGCCUUUUCUUUGAUGCUUGAGGAUUCGGGUCAUUCCAAGAUGGUAAAAUUUGUCAUUUCCAUUGCAAGCUUAUCUGUGGUCAUAUUCUUACCUAUGCAACUUCGUCUCCUACUUGAGAUUUUUAAUUCCACCUUUAGAUCAGAGGUGUUGAAUAUCAAGAAAGUAUAAGCUUGUACAAGUGUAUUAGUAGCUAAAAAUAUUAGAUUAGAUUUUACCUUUACUUUCAAUGUUUGUAAAUCAAUCAUGCCUCGUUGAAAUUCAAAGGCAGGACAUUGA